Drosophila guanche is the source of this 1240-nucleotide messenger RNA. RefSeq lists its product as uncharacterized. Bases 414 to 1232 code for a protein of 272 amino acids. NCBI's taxonomy places the organism in Eukaryota, Metazoa, Arthropoda, Insecta, Diptera, Drosophilidae. The record is from RefSeq and is a predicted model, not a curated record. The transcript is spliced from 4 exons.
AGAGCUUCUCAAGCAGGAUCUAUGGCCCCAAUAAAUGGAUUAUUUAGAAAAGAUUUCAUUUCCACCAAUAUAAGCGGUAACCCCUGCUUUGUAGCGUCUUCCACAGUCUUGACAGCCCCACCGAAAGCAAUCAGAUUGGCCAGGAAAGCCUUGAGCCUUGAGACCACACCGUUCUGUUUGAGCCCCAGUCCCGUGUGCGUGCACUUCUACAGUUAACCCCCAAUAACCUUGGCCAAUUCCUAGUAUUCGUUGUGAAAUACCUAACACCAGGUCAAAUGAUUUAUUGGGUGGGGAACUUGUGUGAGAAGUAGAAGGAUUUCAUCGAAACACAGCUAUCAUUGAAUAAACAUUCAAGUCUCAGCAAAACUGGAGUUCUCUCUAAAGAACCAUCCAAAAGUUCCCCAGGUGGAAACAUGGAAGAAGGAUCAGACAUGCAAGUCGAUGUCUGUCCAAAUCCAAUGCUGCACACAUCGGAGUGGGUCGUGGAUCCUUACCGAAAAGGAUCGGACAGUUUGAAGAUCUUUCUCGCGGCUUUGGUGCGCAGCUGGCGCAUGCGAGGAGAAAAUAUAUGCCAAUUGGAGGAGAAGACGGAGCAUUUCAGGGACGAAUAUUUACAGACUAAGAACACGGUACGCAUGUCUAAGGCCCUGAAGGACGUGGAACUCGAGCGGAAUGGCGAGCUGCAUCUGGAAUUAAUGAUGUACAAGCGUAGCUUCUAUGAGGCUCAAACGUCCAUUCACAGUCUGACGACAGACAAGGAAAAACUGCUACACGAAGUGGAAUGUAGCAAGAGAAAGCAUGACAAACUACAAGCUGUGGCUGACCAGCGACAAAUAGAAAUCUGUGCCGCCAUCAAAGAGCAACUGAUCGACCAACAGCGACUGUCGCAGGAGGAGCAGGCCAUCAACCGGUUAAGAAGGAACAAUGCUGACCUCGUCACGGAAGUCACCACGCUCCGCAGGAUGCAGAUGGAGUACAAAAUUAGUGAGCAAUGCCUAACCAAAGAGUUGGAGGAAACAAACGAGAGGAUGAGCACCAUACAAAAGGAACUAAACUGUCUUCAGGGUGGAAUGCAAAUAUGGAACAGCAAUGAGCCACAAGUCCGCCUCAAGAUGGAACUGCAGGAAUUAUCCAUCUCAAACGACAGUUUACAGACUGAAUGCAAAGCCGUGUUCCCGAUGCCUCAGCAUGUUAUUUUAAAUGCGCUCAUAUUUUUCAUUAAAAUAUUAUAGGAAAAUUA